Molecule: messenger RNA, 1518 nt
Organism: Oryzias melastigma (Indian medaka)
Lineage: Eukaryota; Metazoa; Chordata; Actinopteri; Beloniformes; Adrianichthyidae
Product: calpain-5-like
Exons: 9
Coding region: 1-1518 (505 amino acids)
Biological process (GO): proteolysis
Cellular component (GO): cytoplasm
Molecular function (GO): calcium-dependent cysteine-type endopeptidase activity
Source: RefSeq, a predicted model, not a curated record
AUGUCUUCCUCUGUUGCCCCGUUCAAAAAGCAACAGUAUUCUGACCUGAAGAGGGACUGUGUCAAGAACAAGAAGCUGUUUGAAGAUCCAGAGUUCCCCGCAAAUGAUUCAUCUGUGUUCUAUAAAGAAAAACGUUUUGGUAUCGUGAAGUGGAAACGACCAGGGGAGAUAACCUCAGAUCCUCGUCUGUUUGUGGAAGGUAUCAAUUCCCAUGACUUGAAUCAGGGGCAUGUAGGGAACUGCUGGUUUGUUGCUGCGAGCUCAUGUCUUGCUCUGAAACCAAAGCUUUGGAAAAAGGUGAUUCCCGAUUGGGAGGAGCAGGACUGGGAUCCCAAACAUCCAGAAAACUAUGCCGGAAUUUUCCACUUCCGGUUCUGGGUCUUUGGUCAGUGGACAGAUGUGGUAGUGGACGACCGGCUGCCUACUGUUGACGGACGCCUGAUCUACUGUCAUUCAAACAGCAAACGUGAAUUCUGGAGUGCUCUGUUGGAGAAGGCUUAUGCCAAACUCUAUGGCUGCUAUGAGUCUUUGAGAGGUGGAAAGGCUGGAGAUGCUGUGGUGGAUUUCAGUGGAGCUGUAUGUGAAACCAUCGACUUAGAGGAAGAGGCUUUCUACAAAGAUCAAGAAAAGCAAAACCAUCUAUUUGAGAAACUACUCGAAAUUUAUAACUGCGGAGGAAUCAUCAGCUGCAGCAUCAAGGUCUCUACUGAGCAUAAAAGUGAGCACAAGAUGUCAAACGGUCUAGUGAAGGGCCAUGCAUACGCUGUGACAGCAGUGAAGAGAGUACAUUUAGGUCAUGGGCCGUACCCCAGGACUAAAGCUUUUCCUAUGAUCCGAAUGAGAAACCCCUGGGGUUACAAGGAGUGGAAUGGACCCUGGAGUGACAGCUCUGAGGAAUGGUCCAAGAUUAGUAAUGCAGAGAGGCACAAACUUGAACUCACAGUAGAGGAUGACGGGGAGUUCUGGAUGUCCUUUGAAGACUGGUGCAGACACUUCAGUAUGGCACAAGUUAACCACAUUGUUGAUCCUUCACUCACCAACUCCCGUACAUGGAAUGAAGCUUUGCAUUUUGGGAGCUGGACAAGACAUGUUGAUCCAGUCUUAAACCGCAGCGGUGGCUGCAAAAGCAUGACAGUACUGCAGAACCCACAGUAUGUGUUUGAUGUGACAAAGAAAACGGAUGAAGUAAUGAUCACCUUGCAACAAAAAGACCAGAGGACCCAUAAAAAAACUGGUCAUGGAGAAAAUGUGGCCAUUGGCUUUGAGGUUUAUGAGGUGGAAUCGAACAGGAAGUACAGAAUAAACCAACUUCGGAAUCAGAAACAAAUGGGAAACCAACAUUUCUCAUAUUACCGGUCAGUUUUCAUGAGAUGCAACCUGCCCAAGGGCCGAUACGUCGUCAUCCCCUCCACCCUUCAAGCUGGUAUACAGGGAGAGUUCAUGCUGAGAAUUUUCACCCAUGAGGACUCAAGCUGCCGGUAUGAAAAUGAUUACCAUGGUGUGAAGCUGGGUCUAUGA